Molecule: messenger RNA, 1050 nt
Organism: Aspergillus thermomutatus
Lineage: Eukaryota; Fungi; Ascomycota; Eurotiomycetes; Eurotiales; Aspergillaceae
Exons: 1
Coding region: 1-1050 (349 amino acids)
Source: RefSeq, a predicted model, not a curated record
AUGACUCGUUGUCUGCAAUAUCUCCGUCGUUUGGCACUGGCAACCCUGGGAUAUCCGGUUCCAUCCCGACUUGUGCCUCAGAGGAGCAACGGUCCCAAUCUUGGCGUUGGCUACCUUCUGAUCGAAUAUAUUGAAGAAGACCAAGGAACGAUGCUUUCGAAUACCUGGGAUGAGAGAUACCAGGACACACAGCUACGAACUAAUUUCUUUGGAAGCCUGUCUCGAGUCUUACUAACCAUCGCCCGGGUCCCUGUACCGCGGAUCGGCUCAUUCACUAUCGACGACGACGGUGUCUUGGCCCUGAAUAACCGGCCGUUGACUCUUGAAGUCCACGAACUGGAGAAUGAAAAGAUUCCGGUGGAUAUUCCCCGUGGUUUUACAUACACUUCUGUCGACUCAUACAUAGUCGAUACUCUUGCCUUCCAUGAUAGUCGCCUUCGUCAUCAACCAAAUGCGGCUACCAACGAACAGGAUUGCGUCUAUCAGAUGUCGGCCUUGUCCACCAUGAAAAUGGUUUUUCCUCAGUUCUUCCGACGUGACCUGCGCCGUGGCCCUUUUGUCUUUUGCUUGACAGAUAUUCACCAGAGCAACAUCCUAGUUGAUGCUGACUGGAACAUCAAGUGUUUGAUUGACCUGGAGUGGGCAUGCUCACGGCCAAUCGAGAUGCUACAUCCUCCGCGCUGGCUCACGAAUCGAGCAAUAGAUGAGAUGGAUGCCGUCGAGUACGCCCAGAUCCACAGAGAGUUCAUGGAAACUUUAGAGAAUGAAGACAGACCGCUUGACGCAUGCACUACGAUCUCAUCCGUAUUAAGAGAGGGCUGGGAAAGGGGUACGUUUUGGUAUACAGCAGCUCUUCGGAGUCCCACUGGUCUCUUUCGCGUCUUCUACGAUCAUAUCCAGCCAAGGUUUGCAAAGGGGCACGAAAAUGAUGAGAAUUUCUAUCAAGUUCUGAUGUACUACUGGACGGAAAAGACGUGGGAGUUCAUCCGAGAGAAAGUGAGAGACAAGGCUGAGUAUGACAAGCGACUUCGAGAUGCGUUUAAUGAUUAA